UUCCUGGUUGGAAUCGGACGUCUUUGCUAUAUUUUCUCUUCUCACUCAAUUAAGCAAGUUUUAUAUAUAUAGACCCAAAGAGACAAGAAGAUGAAUUACGCAAUCAGAUCAACUCGGACAUAUCCACCAGCUUUGUUCUCAACACCUCUGCUGUAUAACGCAGGCCGUCAAGCGUAUGGGCUCAGAUUAAGGAAGGGCGCAACUAUGGCUACCCAGCAACCUGAUAGCAAGCAGAACACGGACAAGCCCCAGAAACCGAACCUGAACCCGAACCCAAAUGAGAAAACUGGGGACGUGAUGUCUCAUUCGUUUGGUGAGGGGUACGCCACCAGGUCGGAUGAGGAAGGAUUUGGUGGAAUAUAUGGAGGCAACCAGUCUUUUCCAAAGCCUGAGCAUGAUGAGCCUGUCCAUGAAAAUCACCCUGCUUAUGACAAGUCCCAGGGGAGCGAAGUGAAGGAGAAGGAAAAAGCGCGACACCAGACCAGCGCAAAUUCGUAGAUAGAAAAUAUUAUCCUUAACCUUUGCUUUCCUUCUAGCCAUGGAUAACGAUGUAUGAGCUGCUGCUUGUCUUUCUUCUAAUUAGUACGUCUCUGUGUAUUAAU
Messenger RNA from Alnus glutinosa, 602 nucleotides. RefSeq lists its product as uncharacterized. The record is from RefSeq and is a predicted model, not a curated record. NCBI's taxonomy places the organism in Eukaryota, Viridiplantae, Streptophyta, Magnoliopsida, Fagales, Betulaceae. The transcript is spliced from 3 exons. Bases 91 to 498 code for a protein of 135 amino acids.